This is a messenger RNA of Aspergillus melleus, 1797 nucleotides long. RefSeq names its product SANT/Myb-like DNA-binding domain-containing protein (gene SWC4). NCBI's taxonomy places the organism in Eukaryota, Fungi, Ascomycota, Eurotiomycetes, Eurotiales, Aspergillaceae. The record is from RefSeq and is a predicted model, not a curated record. Gene Ontology annotation, cellular component: NuA4 histone acetyltransferase complex; Swr1 complex. Gene Ontology annotation, molecular function: transcription corepressor activity. Gene Ontology annotation, biological process: negative regulation of transcription by RNA polymerase II; chromatin remodeling; DNA repair. The transcript has 3 exons. The coding region runs from base 1 to 1797 and encodes 598 amino acids.
AUGGCUGCCGCCGAUGUUCGCGACAUGCUGGACCUGCCCGCGGAGGGCCAACAGCCCCGACCGCAUAAGAAGCAGAAGGCCGUUGAGAAGAGACCAGAGGGUAUCACUCGCGAGCUUUACGCCCUGCUUGGCGAAAGAGCACCUCCGAUCGCCAUCAACGAGAAUCGAUACAAGGGCCGCCCAAAAUGGAUGAGCAAACUGCGAGUCCGUCCCUGGAGCAUGGCCCCGUUUACCAACGAUGCGCGAUCCGACGGCCUCGUCCUCCGCCAUUGGCAACGACAACACGAAACCGCAAAACCUGCAGCGCUGGAGGGCUCGGAGAUGGAAAUCGACGGGCCAAAGCAGGAAGAUGAUGCCGACAAACCCGCAGAGAAGGAAUACAACUUUGCCAAGUACAACGUCAAGGCGCGACUCCCGAACCGAUACACCGACGAGGAAUACAACCGCCAUCUGAAGAGCGACGACUGGACGCGAGAGGAGACCGAUUACCUGAUGGAUUUGGUCGAAGAAUACGACCUCCGAUGGGUGGUGAUUGCUGAUCGCUACGAAUACCAGACGCAUCCGGUUGAUGCGGAGGACAACGCAACUGCGCUUGUGCCGGCAAGGCGCGGUCGCACGAUGGAGACUAUGAAGGCACGGUAUUAUUUCGUUGCUGCCUCGAUGCUUGCCCUUGAACACCCGCCCUCCGAAAUGUCUGAAGCCGAGUUCGAAUUGCACGAGAAGAUGAUGAAGUUCGACCCUGACCGCGAGCGAGCCCGCAAGGAUCUCGCCUCGCUGCAACUCAACCGGACCGCAGACGAGGUGCGCGAGGAAAGCAUUCUCUUGGAGGAAUUGAAACGCAUCACUGCCAACGAGCAGGAUUUCAUCGCCGAACGCAGAGAGCUUUACUCCCGCCUCGAAGCCCCCAUCAGUGUGGGCAACACCACGAUGUAUCAAUCCAGCCAAGGACUAUCACAGCUCCUCCAGAACCUUCUCCAGGCCGACAAGACCAAGAAGAGACGCUCCAUACUCGGCCCGGAGGGCGCAGCACCCAGCCCAGCCGGACAGACCCCAGCACCAAGCGCAGGCAACUCCGCUGCCCGGGAAAGCCGCGCCGAAACCCCCAACUCCACGGCGCCUCCACCCACGAACAAGAAAGCAGCGGCAGCGGCGGCCGCGGCCGCGGCAGCAGCAACCAAGGACACCCAGCAAACCGUCAAAACCCUCACACCCGCCGAGGAAGCCAGAUAUGGCGUCCAGCAUCACGACCGUCUGGCUCCAAGCGUCCAAUUCCGAAGUGACCGCGCCCAGAAGCUAACGCAGGCCAAAUCCAACGUCCAAACCCAGAAGCUGGCCGCCGCGCUCGCGGAACUGGAGAUUCCACUCCGCCUCGUCAUGCCCACGGAACGAGUCUGCAAGGAAUUCGAGAAACUGAUCCACUCGGUGAACCUGCUGCUCGAUGCCCGCAAGGUAGCCGAGAAAGUAGAGAGUGAGAUCCGCGUCCUCGAAGCCGCCAAGGAGGAAAGAGAGCGGAAAAACAAGGAGGCCAGAGAGAAGGAGAACCCUCAGGUGAAGGCGGAACAAGAGGAUGACUCUGUGCCUACGGCGAGCGCAGCCCCCGGCUCUACGUCUGUGGCUCCGGCUGCCGAAGGGGCCGUCGACGCUACCGGUGAAGGGGAAAGCAAGGCUGACGCCGGCGGUGAUGCGAAUACUGCGAAUGCCACGCCAGUGAAGGAUCGGGAGACUAAUUCCAAUAAGCGUUCUGCCAGUGUCUUGAGCAAUACAAGUGACAAGAGUUCGAAACGGCAAAGGAAAUAA